Zasmidium cellare ATCC 36951 is the source of this 513-nucleotide messenger RNA. RefSeq lists its product as uncharacterized. Bases 1 to 513 code for a protein of 170 amino acids. Lineage: Eukaryota; Fungi; Ascomycota; Dothideomycetes; Mycosphaerellales; Mycosphaerellaceae. The record is from RefSeq and is a predicted model, not a curated record. The transcript has 2 exons.
AUGAAGACCUCCCUCGCAUUCUUCAGCAUCAUCGCUCUGGCGGUUGCUAAGCCAACCGUCUACCUCAUCCGACAUGGCGAAAAACCAGACAGCGGCAAUGGACUGAACGCACAAGGAAUGCAGCGUGCCCAAUGCCUGCGAAAUGUCUUUGGGACAAGCUCAGGAUAUGACAUUGAAUAUAUUCUGACUCAAGACUACAAGUCCGAUGGCUCUCGCAAACGACCCUACGACACCGUCUACCCGCUGUCUCAAGAUUUGGGAUUGACCAUCGACCAUCACUGCGAUCGUGACGACCAAGACUGCGUGGCAGAUGCCGUUGAUGACUUUGAUGGCGAUGGCAACAUCCUUAUCUGCUGGGAGCAUGAUGCCCUUCACGACAUUGUGAAGGAAUUGGGCGACAAGGACGCCCCAGAUUAUCCAGAUGACCGCUUCGACAUUAUCUGGGUUGACCCACCGAAGUACAAGGAGAUUACGGACUCGUACAGCGAGAACUGCCCUGGUCUUGACAGCUAG